AUGGGUGAUCCGCAAUUUGCAAAGUAUCCCGACCUCCAGCUGUCGCAGCACAUCUUCCAGCUCACAAAUCCCGCCGCCUCGAAACAAGCAAAGCAAGCUGCCUUGAAGUCGGUUCAGGAUGGCAUCGCCGAGAACAAGAUGGCGCCCCUCUACCGAUACCUUGCACACCCUGUAGAUGGCGUUCUCAAUGCACAAGGCGAGGGCAGCGCAGACCAGCCGAGCAGGAACCGGAGACCUUCCGCCAGCUUAGCGACGAUGCUUGCCACACGGACCCCGACGCUCGAAGUGCCACUUCCCUGGGAUGAGAAGCUGUACGAGAGCCUAAAGGCCGAGUGCGAGAAGGAGUUGGAGGCGAUACAAAAGGAGGAAGAGGAGGCAGAGGAGAAGGCUGGCGAGACCGAAGUGCAGGCUGCGCGGGGAAAGCGCGCGGAGCUGUACAACCGCAUAGGCGACAAGGACAAAGCCAUUGCCAGCUACGAGGCCAUCUUCGAAAAGACGGGCAUCCUGGGCACCAAGAUCGACCUCGUCCUUGCCAUAAUACGCAUUGCGCUCUUCUUCGGUGACAGGAUACUGGCCAAGAAGUCGAUUGACCGAGCCAGCGCAUUGGUAGAGAGUGGUGGUGAUUGGGAUCGUCGCAAUCGUCUCAAGGCAUACACUGGAUUGCACUACCUCACUGUCCGAUCACACUCACAAGCUGCCCCGCUGCUGCUUGAUAGUUUGUCAACCUUUACCAGCUAUGAGCUUUGCAGCUACUCGAACCUUGUGGUCUACGCCAUUCUUGCGGGCUCGGUAGCACUCAAGCGUGUUGAUUUCAAGUCCAAGGUGGUGGAUGCGCCAGAGAUCAAGGCGAUUGUGGGCACUUCGGAGGAGAAGCUCUCCGCCAUCACUGGGCAGGCUUCGGCAGGACCAGCAGCGGGCGAUGAGGAGAUGGCAGACGCAUCAGGCUCAACAGCGACUCCUGUCCCCACGGUUGUCAAUCUCACUACCCUUGGUGGAUCACAAGACCAGGAGGCGGCAGUGGACUUUUCCCCGCUAUCCAAGCUAGUCAAGAGUUUGUACGAGGGUGAUUACAAGGGCUUCUUCGGUGCCCUAGGCGAGGUAGAGACCAACUUCCUCAGCCAAGACCGCUACAUGUACGAGCACCGCGGCUGGUAUGUCCGCGAGAUGCGUCUGCGGGCCUACCAACAGCUCCUCCAGUCGUACCGCGUGGUUGGUCUGGAGAGCAUGGCCAGAGAUUUUGGAGUCACUGUUGACUUCCUCGACAAGGACCUUGCCCGCUUCAUCGCCGCCGACCGCAUUCCGUGCACGAUUGACCGGGUCAAGGGCAUCAUCGAGACGAACCGCCCAGACGACAAGAACAAGCAGUACGCGGACGUAGUCAAGCAGGGUGACCAGCUCAUCACCAAGCUGCAAAAGUAUGGCCAAGCCGUCAGGCUGAGGGGAAGCGAGCGUGGUUAG
This is a messenger RNA of Bipolaris zeicola 26-R-13, 1458 nucleotides long. RefSeq lists its product as uncharacterized. The coding region runs from base 1 to 1458 and encodes 485 amino acids. The record is from RefSeq and is a predicted model, not a curated record. Gene Ontology annotation, cellular component: proteasome regulatory particle. Gene Ontology annotation, biological process: proteasome-mediated ubiquitin-dependent protein catabolic process. NCBI's taxonomy places the organism in Eukaryota, Fungi, Ascomycota, Dothideomycetes, Pleosporales, Pleosporaceae. The transcript has 3 exons.